UGUCACUUUUAACAAUUUGUUAGGUUAAAUUGUAAAAUUUAUGAUUUAUGAAUAUAUCAAUAUAUUUAUCAAUGUAUCAACGUGACAGUUUAUAUUGACUAUCUUAUCUCUAAACGAAACAUAUUCCAACGUAAAUUAUUAUGUAGAGAAAAGACCCACAAAAUAAAAAUACAAAUAAUGGUUCGUCAACGAAGAUCUCAGAUCACUUCGGACAGUAAUAAGGCCGAUAAAGGCACAAAUAGCAGCAGUAGCAAUGGAAGUAGUACUCCAAAAAUUAAAUCUUCGGAUUCUAGUAAUAUUUUAGGUUAUUGGAAACAAUUUGUUGUUAUUAUAGUUCUUAGUAUAGCAGUAUGUUUUGGGUAUUUAGGAUAUUUGGAAACUAGGAUAAAUACCCCGUUUGAUGACAAAAAGGUAGUUACUAGAAGUGGUUUAGAUGUUCCAGAGUUAUUUUGGGGAAGUUAUAGACCUGGGACGUAUUUUGGUUUGAAAACUAGGGAUCCAGCAUCUUUAGUUACUGGUUUGAUGUGGUAUUUUCCUCAGAAAUUGCGACCUGGAGGUGAUGGUAUAAGGCACUGGUGUGAACAGGGUGACAACCUGCAAAAAUAUGGCUGGUUACAACAUGAUGGUGAUAAUUUUGGUGUACAAGAAAUCAUUGAUGGGCCUUUUAAAUUAGUAACUUCAUUUGUUAAAAGGCCUGAUGGCGAAAAAGGAGGAGACUGGUCUGCCAGAAUAGAAGUUGAUUUUGUGAGAAGCAAUAUCGAAAAAAAUGAAGCGGUGUCUCUAAUUUGGUACGUGGCCUUAGACGAAGAGACUAAAGGCUUCAUAGAACCCACCAAUUCUGCUACGAAAAUUACUGGCAUCAGAGGAAGGACAUCUACUUUGGGCGACUUUACGUUGAAAUUCCGGAAUAUUUCGGGUAUUUUGGAGAACGAAUCUUUUUUGAGCACGACAGCUCCAGGAUUACAUCUGCUUAAAGAGUCUGUGAUAUCGUCGUUGAGGCUUUCUCGAGCUGACAGUCCUACUGCGCCUAGAAAAAUAAUAUUGGCAGGGGAAUUACCGGCAUAUGUCGGCAACCAAAAGAUAGAACCUAACUUAAUAGCCAUACAAUUAACCGGUCAACUGCCAUUCGUUGUCGAUGUUAUUUAUCAAAACGGAUUCAAGAAACAGGAAAGUUUGAGCGGAGAUGCUUACACGAAAGCUUUGGAUUCGCAUCGCAAGGGUUUUUCUGAAAAGUUCGAGAGAAUUUUCAACCUCAAAGCAAAAGGAUAUGAUCAAAAAAGUAUCGAUUUUGCGCAAGCAGCCUUAAGUAACAUGGUUGGAGGUAUAGGGUAUUUUUAUGGGGCCUCCAAAGUUCAAAGUAAUUAUGUUAAAGAACCGGUCUACUAUUGGAGAGCGCCACUUUUCACGGCUGUACCUUCAAGGAGUUUCUUUCCGCGCGGUUUCCUCUGGGAUGAAGGCUUCCACGGUUUGCUAAUUUCCCAAUGGAACCUCGACACCGAAUUGGACAUCAUCAGUCACUGGUUCGACCUCAUCAACGCCGAAGGAUGGAUAGCCAGAGAGCAAAUUCUCGGCGUGGAAGCCUUAGCAAAAGUCCCCAGCGAGUUCGUCGUUCAAAGAAACACCAACGCCAAUCCUCCCACGUUCUUUUUGACGUUAGAGAGCAUUUUGAAUAGAAACGAGGAGGAUUUGAAUGGGGAACGGUUCAGGUUGCUCGAGAGGCUGUAUCCUAGAUUGCAGGCUUGGUUUACUUGGUUUAAUACUACCCAGAAGGGUCCUUUACCGGGUUCUUACAGAUGGCGCGGUCGAAACGGACAGACCAAUAGAGAGUUGAAUCCUAAAACGUUGGCUUCCGGUUUGGACGACUAUCCCAGGGCCUCGCAUCCUACAGAUGAAGAGAGACAUAUUGAUUUGUACUGUUGGAUGGCUGUAGCAGCGAAGACUAUGGCACGUUUGUCGAAUGUAUUGGGCAUUGACGGACACAAAUAUGAACAAACUGCAGAUUAUUUGUUAGAUAACGAACUCAUGGACAGCCUUCAUUGGUCAGAAUACGCCAAAAUUUACGCCGAUUACGGUCUACAUACCGACGCUGUGAAGUUAGAACGGCCUAGACCUCUACCCAGAUCUCAAAAUCAAAAUCUCGAAAUGCAACGGGUUGCUUUUAAAACACCGGAAUACCGUUUGGUGGACUCCACUUUGGGCUACGUCAGUCUCUUUCCCUUUUUAUUACAAAUACUCGACCCUGAGUCACCAAAAUUGGAAAAAAUUCUGGAGAACAUUCGAAAUCCUGAGCUACUAUGGACGCCGUUUGGUCUAAGAUCGUUAUCGAAAAACGCCCCGAUGUAUAUGAAACGAAAUACCGAGCACGACCCUCCGUAUUGGCGUGGACAGAUUUGGGUCAACGUCAAUUUUCUGGCAGCGAGAUCGUUGCAUCAUUAUUCCAAAAUCGAAGGACCAUAUCGAGAAUUAUCUGGGAAAAUCUACAAACAGCUCAGAGAGAACAUCAUCAAGAACGUCAUGCAGCAAUACUACAAAACCGGGUACAUUUGGGAGCAGUACAAUGAUAAAACUGGUGAAGGUAGUGGGUGCAGACCGUUCACCGGUUGGACUGCUCUAGUAGUCGUCCUCAUGGGGGAGCAUUACUGAAUUUGCCACAUUUUUGAAUACAAUUCCAAUAGUGGUAUUUAGUUUCUCUUUCUCUACAUUAGAUGUCAUUUGACAAUGUCAGAUAUUAUUUGACAAUGUUAGAUGUCAUUUGUCAAUGUUAGAUGUCAUUUUUUUCAAUGUAAGAUGUCAUUUAUUAGUCAGAUGUCAAAUGUUAUUUUUCGAUUGUAAAGGGCUGACUCCACCGUUGUGUUAAAUGAAGAUUAAAAUGACAUUUUUACAUUAAUAAUUUCCUUUAAAUCUUCGUUUAGUAAUUUAAACUUCGUUUAACACAACUGUGGAAUCGGCCCUAAGUUACCUACAUAAAUAUUUUCUUUUCAAUAAAAUUAUUAUAAUUAUUAAAUAUUUUUUGCCUUAGAAAAUGUAAAUUUUUAAUUUGGUACUUAAUAAAUUAAUUUUUUGAAUUGAAAUGUUUGAUAAAAAAAGAAAUUGUAAAAAUGUAAAUAUUACGAAGCUUGUUUUCGAAAAAAUAAGUUAGGA
Psylliodes chrysocephalus is the source of this 3141-nucleotide messenger RNA. The record is from the annotation of a GenBank genome assembly. NCBI's taxonomy places the organism in Eukaryota, Metazoa, Arthropoda, Insecta, Coleoptera, Chrysomelidae.